This is a messenger RNA of Penicillium cosmopolitanum, 414 nucleotides long. RefSeq lists its product as uncharacterized. The coding region runs from base 1 to 414 and encodes 137 amino acids. NCBI's taxonomy places the organism in Eukaryota, Fungi, Ascomycota, Eurotiomycetes, Eurotiales, Aspergillaceae. The record is from RefSeq and is a predicted model, not a curated record. The transcript has a single exon.
AUGCCUGAUUCGCAAGACAACCUCUCGGAGAUACGCAAGGACAAGAUUGAGACAGCGCACGAGAAUGAAACUCUCUUGAAGCCAACUUCGUCGGCCAUGAAGCGCAAGGCUUCUGAGAUGGAGUCCCAGGAUAAUUUGCAAGAUGCCCAAAAGCCUGAUCUGGUGUACCCGGCAUCUCAGGAGCCCGAACUCGACGAAAUUUCCCAAUCCCAGGUAGUAUCCGCUAUUACCUCGGCGCUUUUGGAGGCUGGCGAAAAAUCUGAACUCGAGCCCCCCACAAAGAGACUCAAGCCCUCUCCUGCUCCUCCCAAGAACCUGGCACGCUAUACUGCCACUGCCGUUGUUAGUGCUCUACUCGGAGGGCUGGGGACCAUUGCUUUACUGGCGGCUCUCCCAGCAGAAUACUUCCAGUAG